CCUUUUUACCCAUAUACUCCGGCGCUACCUAGAUCCAAACGCUAACGCUGUCCCUUACCCGGACGCUUUCUUCUCCGGCGACGUCGAAAUGAAGGCGGGGAUGCGAACUCGAAAGUCAACCCACCACCUCUGCUGCCUCCUUCUGAUAUUUCUCUCUCUUCUCCCUCUCUCCGCUCUCGCUCGCCCCUUUGUCCUCGUCCUCUCCCAGGACGACCUCAAGGAAACGUCUUCAACUCCUUCCGAAGAUGACGACGUACAUGGCAGUGGCGACUCUUCCGAGUGGGAGGAGUUCGGCGAACCCAGCUCCAAGCCCGACGACGAGCUCGAUCCGGGUUCAUGGCGCCCGAUCUUCGAGCCCGACCUCGGCCCCUUGGAUCCUAUGUCCGGCGACGAGGCUCUUUACUACUCCGGCGUAAGUAGGAUGAUCUUAGCCGUCAGUUCCGGUGACCCGAGGGUGAUGGAGGAGGCCGCAUCAGAGAUCGAAGCGGCGGCGAAAAGGGCGUAUCCGCCGGCUCAGUCAGUACUGGGAUUUCUCUACCAGAUGGGGCAGAUGAGGGAACGGAAUGGAGCGAAGGGGUUUCUAUAUCAUUACUUUGCUGCCGAGGGUGGUAACAUGCAGUCGAAGAUGGCGCUUGCGUAUACUUACUCUCGCCAAGAAAUGCAUGAAAAAGCUGUUAAGCUGUAUGCUGAAUUGGCAGAAGCGGCUGUGAAUAGUUUCUUGAUCUCAAAAGACUCGCCUGUGAUUGAACCAAUUAGGAUCCAUAAUGGAGCAGAGGAGAAUAAGGAGGCCCUAAGGAAGUCACGGGGGGAGGAGGAUGAGGACUUCCAGAUUUUGGAAUAUCAGGCUCAGAAAGGGAAUGCAGGAGCCAUGUACAGGAUUGGAAUUUUCUACUACUUUGGUUUGAGAGGGUUGAGGCGUGAUCAUGCAAAGGCGUUAUCAUGGUUUUUGAAGGCUGUGGAUAAGGGGGAGCCAAGAUCAAUGGAACUUCUUGGGGAGAUAUAUGCUAGAGGAGCUGGAGUUGAGAGGAACUACACUAAGGCACUUGAAUGGCUUAAACUUGCAUCUAGACAACAACUUUACUCUGCUUAUAAUGGUAUGGGAUAUUUAUAUGUCAAAGGCUAUGGAGUUGAAAGGAAGAACUACACUAAAGCAAAGGAGUACUUUGAGAAAGCUGCUGAUAACGAUGAAGCUGGAGGGCAUUAUAACUUGGGCGUACUGUAUCUCAAAGGAAUUGGGGUGAAAAGGGAUGUGAAGCUUGCAUGCAAAUAUUUCAUAGUUGCAGCUAAUGCAGGUCAACCAAAGGCAUUUUACCAAUUGGCCAAGAUGUUCCAUACUGGUGUGGGGCUUAAGAAGAAUCUUGGCAUGGCUACUGCAUUAUACAAACUGGUUGCAGAACGGGGACCAUGGAGUUCCUUGGCUAGAUGGGCACUGGAGGCAUACUUAAAAGGUGACGUGGGCCAGGCGUUCCUCUUGUACUCAAGGAUGGCAGAGCUUGGGUAUGAGGUGGCACAAAGUAAUGCUGCAUGGAUUCUUGACAAAUAUGGGGAGCGCAGUAUGUGCAUGGGAGAAUCUGGAUUCUGCACGGAUGCAGAAAGGCAUCAGCGUGCACAUUCUUUGUGGUGGCAGGCUUCUGAGCAGGGUAAUGAACACGCUGCUUUGUUGAUUGGGGAUGCUUAUUACUAUGGUCGGGGAACUGAGAGAGAUUAUGAACGUGCAGCAGAGGCUUAUAUGCAUGCCAAAUCUCAAUCUAACGCACAAGCCAUGUUCAACCUUGGGUACAUGCAUGAGCAUGGCCAAGGACUUCCGUUUGAUCUUCAUCUUGCCAAGCGCUACUAUGAUCAGGCUCUAGAGAUUGAUCCUGCAGCCAAGUUGCCUGUCAAGCUGGCCCUCACAAGCCUGUGGGUUCGGAAGAACUACGCUAACAGUUUCCUUGUUGAUUGGAUUGAUUCACUGCCCGAAGUUUAUCCGAAAAUCGAAUCAUGGGUGGAGAAUGUGCUCCUGGAGGAAGGAAAUGCAACAAUACUCACCCUCUUUGCCUGCCUUCUCACGGUUCUUUACCUUCGUGAGCGGCAACGCAGGAAUGCCAUUGCUGGGGAGGUAGCUGCUCCUCACCGCCCUAAUGAACUUCUUGCUCCUGCUCCGAACUAAGAGAUGACACCGGUAGCAUGGAUAAACAUCGAGUUCUUUACUGCCAUAAUCCUGCAUGAGAAGGGCAAAGUUUUCUACAAAAUUAUGCACGGGCGUUUGGUUUGUCUUCACUGGGAGGGAAGUCGAGGACUUUUUUGACAUGCAUUUAAUGAUGGGAUUUAAAAGGCGCCAAUCUCCGUCAGGGAAGAUUGAAAAAAAUAAAAGAGGUUCCCGAGAUUAACAAUGCUAAUUUCAUUGUUUGCUUAUACAAAGUGCAGAAAGGCUGACACAUUAUUGUCGUGAGAAACGCUUAUAUUUUGGAGGGGUAAUUUCAUAGGGAGAGUUGCGUUAAAUGCUAGUCUUUGUUUAUACGUAACAAGUCUUUUUAUGGUAGAAUGUUGAGCUAAACUAAGUUUUGGUGUUGACCCCUUUGUUAUUUUUGUUUUGUAUUUUUUGUUUUCUUUUUAUGGGGUGCUUAAAGAGUAUACAUGGUUAAUUUCUUGUUAGUAGUUUAUAAUAUGUAAUGAUUGGGUUACUGUAAUGAGAAUUGUAAUCUUAUGUAUCUCAGUAAUAUUUUUUUCCC
Malania oleifera is the source of this 2711-nucleotide messenger RNA. RefSeq names its product ERAD-associated E3 ubiquitin-protein ligase component HRD3A-like. The record is from RefSeq and is a predicted model, not a curated record. NCBI's taxonomy places the organism in Eukaryota, Viridiplantae, Streptophyta, Magnoliopsida, Santalales, Ximeniaceae. Gene Ontology annotation, molecular function: protein binding. The transcript has 6 exons. Bases 89 to 2149 code for a protein of 686 amino acids.